Stomoxys calcitrans (stable fly) is the source of this 1022-nucleotide messenger RNA. It is a transcript of the gene spag4, whose product is annotated as SUN domain-containing protein 5. Gene Ontology annotation, biological process: nuclear envelope organization. Gene Ontology annotation, molecular function: protein-membrane adaptor activity. Lineage: Eukaryota; Metazoa; Arthropoda; Insecta; Diptera; Muscidae. Gene Ontology annotation, cellular component: nuclear envelope; meiotic nuclear membrane microtubule tethering complex. The record is from RefSeq and is a predicted model, not a curated record. Bases 15 to 938 code for a protein of 307 amino acids. The transcript has 5 exons.
CCUUAAGUAAUGCCAUGUUAAACACUUCAAACGAAAUUAUUUUGACAGAAGUAAUCUCAAGUCAAAUAUACAUUGAGCGAAUUUCGAUAAUCUAUUUAGAUAAUCUAUCGCUGAACAUAAUGGUUGUAAUAAAUAGAGUUUGCCUUUGUUAUCUUAUUACCACAUGUCUCAUCAGUGCAUUUGUUUAUACUCUAAUCUACCAUAAUUUACUGUAUAUGAAAAAAAUUCAGAAGUUAUCCGAAAGUGUGGAUGAAAUUGCGCAUGUUGUUUUUCAGACACCAAAGAUUGGGAGAGAAGCUUAUGACCUCUCCGAAUUGGUGGACGACAAGGUGAAAAAACGUUUAACAGGAAUUUGGAAUGAAUUGUUUGCGCUCAAGAAAAUGAUCAAGCGAGACGAUAAAAGCAGAAGCAAAAAUGAAAUAUCCAUAACAAAAUUGGAGGAAAGAGUUAAUUAUGCCUCAGAUCAAUUGGGGGCAAAAAUUGUACACCUCGAGGCUACACCGCAUUGUCCCAGUAAUUUUAUUAAAUCGUGGAUGGGUGCAGAUUUUUUAACAAAUCCUCCCAUAAAAUUGUUACAAUCUGGAAUGGAGCCCGGUAAUUGUUUCACUUUUAAAAAUGAUGAAGCAAAUGUUACCAUUCAAUUGGCCCAUAGCAUUUUUAUAGAUGAGAUUUUAUUAGAUCAUAUCACAAAAAAACAGUCGCCCAUUGGGGAUACUUCAUCUGCACCAAAGGAUUUUCGAAUUGUUGCCAUACAUGGUGAUUUAUACGAAAUCCCUUUAGGGAAUUACAAAUUCAAUAAUGACCCAGAUGAACCUCUGCAACGUUAUGCUGUUGAGACACCUCACCCCGUCGAAUUUUUACGUUUAGAGUUUAAAUCCAAUCAUGGAAAUCCUAAUUACACCAGCAUUUACAGAGUUGCUGUUUUUGGAAAACUAUAAAGGCCGUCGUAUGAAAACUUACUUAAAUUUUUUAUUAUAUUAGUAUUAUAUAUUUUUUAAUAAAUAAAAUAUAUCUUUUAAUUU